UGGUGCCUGCGAACCAUGGCACGUUAUGAUCGGGACGAUGCCAAGCAAGCUAACCCUGUACGUACUAGCUCCCGACAUCGUCCAUAAUGUUCCCUCAAUGACUAUAUGAACUUGCCUGGAAGCACUCAGCUCCUUCUCUUGAGUCCUCGUCAUGUUUGCUUUACUCCAAACUUUCGACAGCUCAUACGCCGUCCUGGUUACCCGUCCCCUCUUCACCGUUUUCCUCGUUGUGGUACAGACCACACUCAUCCCAUCGAUGAUUUUGCCUGAAUGCUUCACCACCUAGACUGCCGCUUGCAUGCCUGGUCGAGGGGCCAGAAACAUAUUACGAAGGUCACGCACAAUACAAAGAGAUCAUACACGAGAAUCAUGCGACACCUUGCUACGUCCGGUACCCGGUGUCUUUACAGCUUCUAAUCCAAUUGACAGCGUAUCUGCAUUUGUGCCCAACGCUCCUACGUGGCUCCGCUUGAUGCGGGUACACGUCCUUCAUUUCUGGGGCCAAUCACUGCGCCACAGCCACUAGUGUCAUAUACGUGUCGAAGACCAGCGCAUUGCCUUCGAGGUGGCCGCCAUCGCAGCUUUCCUUUUGCUUUGUUGACAGACGUUUCCACCAAUAAAUUAAAUCAUGAAGCUCCAGUGCAUGCCUCGUUUUCGUGACGCGACACCGAUGCCAUAUUUCAGUCAUGUUGCUCCGUCUUUCCGUAUGGAGUGACCUUUCUAUUUCGAGACACCGUGCAUGAUUCUUUGACAACGCUUCGCUGUUCAAAUUCUGGACCCAGCUGCAAUGAUGUAGGAGGGCAAUCCUUCGUUUACAUGCACCCUUCGUGAAACCCGGUCUCUUGAGAGGAACCCAAUCUGAAUCUAAUCUACUUUCAGACCAUCGGGCCCAUGGGGCUAUGUUCGUCAGUAACUAAGACUCAUCAUCUUGCCCCUGGGUGUUGUUCGCGUGCGCAAUGUCAGUUUCUUGAGGAUAGCACUUAGCUAAGGAGUUUAAAUCAACCUCAAUCUUAUUUCGGUCUUCGUCUGGUUACAGGAGAAUGAGCUUCAUACAUCGGCAGCAUCCCACGACAGACGAAUCGCCUCCUUGGGAUGGGAUUGCGUUCAGACUUCCCAUUGAUUCGGACUUGCUGGCUGAAAGUCUGAAAUCAAAAUACCCCCAUCACAGAACUUUAAGACAGAGAAAAUAUCAAGCCACAAUCGACUUUUUCCUGGGGGAGCUGAGUCAAAUGCAGUCGAGAGACUCGAUCUCAGUCCCUAUGCUGAGAUCGGGUGGUUUGCUUCUGAACGACCAACCUAUACCGACGUCGGCAACGUUUAUUCCGGCUGUUUCAGAUCAAAGUCGACCACAAAGCGCAUCUGAAUGCACUUCUCCUUCAAUCAAGGGGUCAAGCACCUCACCACAGUCUCUUGAAUUUCUCAAUCCCGGCUCUUCUCUGGCUUCGAAUACAAAUCUACAACCACCUACAACCACGUCAUCGAGCUCUCACUUCGUGUGGAAUGCGCACGAUGGAAGAGCAGCGCGGCCGAAAACAAAAAGGAAGAUGACGGUCGAAGAACGCAGUGCAUAUAAGGAGACUAGAAAACGUGGAGCUUGCAGCAGAUGUCGCAAGCAGAAAGGAAAGUGUACACACAUGAUCGACGGGGACCCUCAACCCACAGAAAAUGAGACAUUCAAAUCCGCUAAAAGAAUUUCUGGAGAGAUUGAACAAGAUACUUCUGAUGGUUUGAAGACCGUCAAAACAGAACACGCUUCUGAUGUUCAUCACCUCACGAUGACGCAGCCUUUGGAACAUGAAUCAUCAACUGUUAUGCAAACGAGCGCUAAUGUCGACGAGUCUGUAGCCCAGCUUGCGAUACAACCAUCACCCAAACAAUGGGAGAGGGAACCUCAAAUAGAGGCCUCGGCUGAAGUAUCUUCUCCGUCGGUUCCCACCGACCGCGAAAGCAAUCGCAGCCGCAGCCACGAGUCCUCGACCAGUCCCACUCCCACCAAUUCACGGGCUUUUAGUCCACCUAUAACGACGACUACGACUGAAUGAUUUGCAAUAUACGUUAAUUUACGUUUUCUUUUCGUGGGGAGGCGGUAUUUGUUGUUUAUGAUGAUAAUGCGAGUGUGUGUGAUUUCUUGGAUAGGAGAUUGACAACGUUCACGGCCGACUAUGAAGUUUUUUUUUUUGUUUUGUAUUCGGAGGGAGUGAUUAAAACGGUACACUUCAUAAAUUAGUGACGCAGAUUGGAAUGCAGCAAGUUUAUUGU
Periconia digitata is the source of this 2259-nucleotide messenger RNA. NCBI's taxonomy places the organism in Eukaryota, Fungi, Ascomycota, Dothideomycetes, Pleosporales, Periconiaceae. The record is from the annotation of a GenBank genome assembly.